ACACCAUCUGCAACCACCGUGGGAAUGUAGUUUUUAACAGUGAAAACGCCGAAUAGGUGUUGAUUACAUAGUCAAAUAUUUUUGAACGAACAAUGUAUUGGAAGUGUCAUUUGGUUCGGUCGAGAUCUAGGUCACCGGUUAUUUCAUACGUCUGAUAUUAUGGACAUAUUUGGGCGUUUUGUUGUGAAUUUGCUCUUCCGGUGUGCAAGCCAGUCAGCUAGAUAGUUAGCUAAAUUACUCAACUAGUGUCACUUCAGGGAAAUGUGUUUCUUGUGACACAGCGAAAACAUAAUUUCACAGUGGUUCACACCUCCAAGAGUUGGUCCUUUAUUGUCGUGUUAAUCAAAGACCCGUCUUAUACAGGAUUUCUCCGGAAUUUGGCCUGCUUUCGAAGAGUCGUGAUGCUGAACGUCCCAUCCCAGUCGUUCCCUGCAGCCAGCUCUCAGCAGCGUGUUGCUCCGGCCGGUCAGUCCGGCAGGAACAAGGUAGCAUUGAAGCCUGGCCACAGUCUGAUGGACUGGAUCCGUGUGGCUAAGAGUGGCCGGGACCUGACAGGGCUGAGAGGUAGACUUAUAGACGUCACGGAGGAGGAGCUGCAAAAACACAACACACGUGAUGACUGCUGGACCUGCAUACGAGGCAUGGUUUAUAAUGUGAGCCCCUACAUGGAUUUCCACCCUGGAGGAGAAGAGGAACUGAUGAAGGCAGCUGGGAAAGACGGAACAGACCUUUUUGACCAGGUCCACCGGUGGGUGAACUAUGAGUCCAUGUUAAAGGAGUGUAUGGUAGGGAGGAUGGCUGUGAAGGCCAGCACUGCUCUCAAAGCUCAGUCUGUGAUAAAGGACAGCAUCACUCAUUUAAAUGGUCUAGCCCCCCCUCCUCCGCCCACCUCCAUGCUCCCUCCUGCUUUCCUCACCCCUCCCUCACCCUCCUCAUCACUGCAACCCUCAGCCGCCCCGCCACCAACCCAACCCAAAGACGCUCGGCCCAGGUAUGACUGGUUUCAAACUGAUGUCACAGUCAAUAUUGUGGUUUACACCAAACGGAAGCUCCCCAGCUCUGGCUGUACCAUAGUUGACCUGCAAGAUGGUGUUCUACGGGUGGAAGUUCUUCUGGGGAAAAUGUCCUACAUACUGCGUCAAUGUCUAGCCCAAGAAGUAGAUGGAAGCGUUGCUGUCCACACAGCGUGUGCUGUGGGGAAGAUUCAAGUCAGCAUGCGUAAAGCGGCCAAAGGAAAGUGGGAGGAGCUUGGUGAACCACUGGAAUUCCAUGAUUCUCUUUUCAGGAAGAAAGAUCGAGCCAUCUUCUACAGAGAGUGUAUGUUAGUUUCUAAGACAGCGGUCACACACGACACCUGGGUGUUCCGGUUACAACUCCCUCUAGGGACGCUCAUGCACGUGCCGGUUGGGAAACACAUCUACCUCAAGUCCCUCAUCCAAGACAGUGAGGUGGUGAAGCCCUACACGCCAGUCGAGGAAACACUGGUACCAGCUACACUGGACUCCACACAGGGGACUGCAGCCACUGACAUCUUCCUCAUGAUCAAAGUCUACCCAGAUGGAGUGUUGACUCCGCACCUAAACAACCUCAACAUCGGUGACCACCUGUCUGUCAGCAGCCCAGAUGGUCCGUUCAGUCUCCGCCUCCUGCGUGAGGUCACUCACCUUUACCUGUUAGCAGCCGGCACGGGGUUCACGCCGAUGGCUCGGGUGAUCCGAUUGGCCCUCCAGGACCUGGGCUCACUCAGGAAAACCAAGCUGAUGUUCUUCAACAGACAGGAAAGAGACAUCCUGUGGCACUCUGAACUUGACGGCCUCGCAGCUGAAGAUGAGAGGUUCCAGGUGGAGUAUAUUCUGUCCGAGCCGUGUGAUGGGUGGACAGGCAGGAAGGGGCGGGUUGAGGCCUCCAUGCUGACUGACUUCCUGGUUAGGCCUGAGGGGUCAAAGGUCUUUGUGUGUGUGUGUGGCCCCUCAGCCUUCACCGAGCUGACUGUGGGGUUGGUGAGACAGCAUUGUUUCAGUGAAGAGGAGAUUCAUGUGUUCCAGGGCUGAGUGUCAGUCUCAGACCUGACAUAUCUCUACCUUACAGCCUGAGGUGCCAAUGGGACAUUGAGAGAACAACGUGUGGGUGUGAGAGAGAAGUGUGUGUGUUUGAGAGAAAGGAGACACAAUUUGUGAGAGAGUGUGGGAGAGAAGAGAUGUUAUUAGGCUGCCGGCCAAUGUGUUUUUUGGAACAAUGUCUUUCUAUGCACUGAUAGAUCUGACUCCUGUGGUUAGCAGCUCUGUCUCUCUAUUUCUGUGUGUUUCUGUCUCACGCUCUCUGGUGCUUUGAAACACGGAUGGACAGUCAUUCUCUCUGGACGCCUAGGACGUGACCGCUGGGCUCUCUGAGCUGGUGAAUCACACACAACGGAUGAAUUGCCAAUUACCCAGCAGCACUGAACCCUCAGGUCAACAUCAUCAGCUCACUGUCUGUCUCUCUGUAACAGAACUCUUUGAACACACACACACAGAGAGAGAGCGAGAGAGAGAGAGAGUGAACCAUGUCUUACAUACUGUAGCUCACAGACCCACACAUCCGCUGCAUUGUGAUGCCACCCCAAAAACUACAGGACUUUGUGAGCGUUUGAUUUUUAGUUCUGAUCAUUACAUCUUCCUUUUGUUGAAGAAGUAAUGAGAAUUUCCAUUAUGAGACAUCCUCCUACAGAGAGUUAUUAUUAUUCAGAUAGUUGUUUUGGCUUUUGCAUCUGGUCUGUUCUGCAGCCUGUGGUUCUGUUUGAGAGAGACUGAUGGUUAAGCAGACCAGUCUUCAGUACAUUUACAAUCUCUCUUUCUCCCUCUCUAUAUCUCUCUCUUUUAUCUCUCUCGCUCUCUCUCAGGUUGAUGUUGUAGUACUCACAGUAGGUGAUGAAUACCAAUGGGAAUACAUUACACAAUACAUAACACAUUUAUGUAAAUGUAUUUAAUUAAUAAAAUGAUAUUUUUAUUAUAUGUAUUUAAUUCAUUAAUACCUCGAGCCCACAGUGAUCUAAUUAAGUGCUUGAUGUUUGAUGCCGUUAAAUGAUUCUAAAAUGCGUCCGGGAACCCUGACCAUGCGUCCUUUACUAUUUCUCACUCUUGUGAAAUACAUGAGGUUGGUAAGGCACCAACUAUCGUGAUUUCUCCUCGUGGAACAUCAAACUGCCAGACCGAACUAUGUCAAUCCUGCAGAGUUGUUCUAUGCUAAGAGUGGUAAGAUGUAGCUCAUCUAUUAACCUAAUAAGAGGGGCUCUUAUCUGGUCGUUUCCAGCUGCAGUCAGUCCAUCUGCCUCUUUAGAUGUAUCCUUUCAGACGUCAUUACUGAGUCCAUCUGGGUGAAAAUGGAACAAAAUGUCCAUGAAAUUGAAGGUGCGUUUUCUUGAAAUCUCGUAGAUGUCGUUUUGGAGGAAGAAUCUUUUAUAUUGGUCAUUGGUAUCUAGAAAGGAUGUACAUGAAUGUAUGUGAUCUUGGCCUUUUCACCGUUUUUUUUCUCUAAUUUGUACUCUGUAGAUUGUAUGGAAAGUGCCAUUUAAAAACCUUACCCUGCGUGGCAUUUACUUUUUAAUAACAUCAAAGUACAUGUCAUUGACAUUUUGUUCCUUUUUCACACAAAAUGAAUUGCAGCAUUUCUUACCACUGAACAUAACCAUUUCAAAGAUCACACCUGUCAACGUAACACACAUGGCCAAUGCUAUGUGCAAUACUAUAACAGUCAGCUAUGGAUGAAAAGUACUUGAUGAAAGUACCAGUUUGUUUUUGACCGGUGAAACUGACUGAAAUGUGUUGGGUUCUGUUUUUUUAAAGAAAUUGAGCUUCACUUGGUUUUGUAGCUCAUCUAUUCUUGAUCUAACCACAUCUCUUUUAAUGCAUAUCCAGCUUUGUACAUCAUUCACAUUAUAACUAACAUGUCAGUCAUAUGAGCUGUCCUGAAGCAAAUUAAAAGAUGCACUAAA
Molecule: messenger RNA, 3970 nt
Organism: Salvelinus fontinalis (brook trout)
Lineage: Eukaryota; Metazoa; Chordata; Actinopteri; Salmoniformes; Salmonidae
Product: cytochrome b5 reductase 4-like
Exons: 16
Coding region: 402-2051 (549 amino acids)
Biological process (GO): generation of precursor metabolites and energy; superoxide metabolic process
Cellular component (GO): endoplasmic reticulum
Molecular function (GO): oxidoreductase activity; heme binding
Source: RefSeq, a predicted model, not a curated record